UCUAUAAAGUCCAGUCAGCUGCUUUCAUUUUACCUCAAUAUGGCUGCUGCUGGAGAUCCUAAUGCAACAGGGAAGUACAUUGCCUCCACGCAACGCCCUGAUGGGACCUGGCGGAAGCAGAGGAAGGUGAAGGAGGGAUACGUGCCCCAGGAAGAAGUGCCAGUGUACGAGAAUAAGUAUGUGAAGUUUUUCAAAAGCAAACCAGACCUGCCCCCCGGUCUGAGCCCUGAGGCCAACAUGCAGCCAGGCAAGCAGGCCGCCAAGGCGGAGAGCAGUGAAACAGGACUGUCCAAGACAACCAAGAGGAACUUGAAACGUAAGGAGAAGAGGAAGCAGCAGCAGGAGAAAGGAGAGAGGGAGACGGACGAACUGAUCCAGUCACUGGAGAAGACCACCCUCUCGGGGGGCAGCAGCCGGGAAGGGGGCACACCAGGGGAUGGUAAGUCAGCCACACAGCAGCCCUGUGGGGGGAAGGCCCUGGGGGAUGGGGACUCCUCAGCCUCGGAGAAAACAAAGAAGAUGAAAAACCUGAAGAAGAAGCUGCGGCAGGUGGAGGAGCUGCAGCAGCGGCUUGACUCUGGGGAAAUAAAGCAGCCGACAAAGGAGCAACUGGAGAAGCUGGCACGGCGGAAAGCGUUGGAGGAGGAGCUGGAGGAUCUGGAACUGGAUUUGUGAGGGGGGCCUGGGAGGGGACUCUGACCCAGACACGGUGCGCACAGGGUGAAUGAAUUCUGCCACCUCUGGCCACCACAGCCCCAGCUUCCUCCUUCGUCCCUGGUGGGUUUUGUCGACUGCUGCCGGAUUUUUAAGAACAAUUUUCCCAGCUCUCGAUGUGUUAGACGUACGCUGACUUUUCACAUACCUCUCUCCUUUUUUAUUAUUUUAUUGGGGGGAGGGAGGCUGGGGGUGUCAUGGGGAGUGGUGGGCGGGGAGAGCAUCCCACGGUGGCAGGGUGGGAGCAUGUGUGUUUCCCGAGCCCCAUAGGAUUCUCAGAUCCUGUGUUCUGUGUUCCAGCCACUCCUCCUUUGAUUUUUAAAAAUGACGCAAUAAUAAAAUUGCAGUAGUGACCUCAGCGUCUGGGACUUUU
Molecule: messenger RNA, 1087 nt
Organism: Pelodiscus sinensis (Chinese soft-shelled turtle)
Lineage: Eukaryota; Metazoa; Chordata; Testudines; Trionychidae
Gene: PYM1
Product: PYM1 exon junction complex associated factor
Biological process (GO): exon-exon junction complex disassembly
Cellular component (GO): exon-exon junction complex; cytoplasm
Molecular function (GO): RNA binding
Source: RefSeq, a predicted model, not a curated record